AAUAAAAUGGAUGUCAGGAUAUUUAAAGGGUUCAGUCUGUCCUCCCCACAUUUCCUGUGCCUUUCUCUAGUGCUAACCAGGAAUCAGGGUCCCCAGCAACAAUGCCACUGUUCAAAAUUCCAGCUAAAGAAAAACCAAUGGAUGAAGCAACACGAAGCUUUGCAGAAAAAGUUUUUGCUUCCGAAGUCAAAGAUGAGGGAAGACGACAUGAGCUUUCACCAUUUGAUGUGGAUGAGGCCUGCCCAAUUUCUCUAAGGGAGAUGCAAGAACACAUAUUCCAUCUGGAGACCUUAUCCAUCACCACUGAAGGGAAGAGGAAAAGGCGUUUCCAGAGCCGGAAGACAGUUAAUUUGGCUGUUCCACAGAGUGAAACAUCAUCAACUAAACUGUCCCAUAUUGAUGAGUACAUAUCCUCAUCUCCUGUCUAUCAAACUGUGCCAGACUUCCAGAGAGUACAGAUCACAGGAGACUAUGCCUCUGGGGUUACAGUAGAAGAUUUUGAAGAAGUCUGCAGAGGUCUAUACCGGGCACUAUGUAUACGGGAAAAAUACAUGCAGAAGUCAUUUCAGAGGUUCCCUAAGACUCCUUCCAAGUACUUACGGAACAUUGAAGGGAGUCCUUGGAAAGCGGAUGAAAACUUAUACCCAGUGUUUAUUCCUCUCCCGAAGAAAGGAGAAGACCCUUUCCGAAAAGAUGAUCUCCCUGAAAACCUGGGUUAUCAUUUCAAGAUGAAGGAUGGUAUCAUUUACUGCUAUGCUAAUGAAGCUGCUGUUGACAAAGAGGAGCCUGUGCCUCUCCCUUAUCUGAAUUUGGACAGUUUCUUAGAUGAUAUGAAUUUUUUACUUGCUUUAAUUGCUCAAGGACCUGUCAAAACCUAUGCCCACCGACGCCUGAAGUUCCUGUCAUCCAAGUUUCAGGUCCAUGAAAUGCUCAAUGAGAUGGAUGAGUUAAAGGAACUAAAGAACAACCCCCAUCGGGACUUCUAUAACUGCAGGAAGGUAGACACUCAUAUCCAUGCUGCUGCCUGUAUGAACCAGAAACAUCUGCUGCGCUUCAUUAAGAAAUCUUACCAAGUGGAUGCUGACCGAGUGGUCUAUAGCACCAAGGAGAAAAAUUUGACCUUAAAGGAACUUUUCACUAAACUAAACAUGCACCCCUAUGACCUGACGGUUGACUCUCUGGAUGUUCACGCUGGACGUCAGACCUUCCAGCGUUUUGACAAGUUCAAUGAUAAAUACAAUCCUGUAGGGGCCAGUGAACUAAGGGAUCUUUACCUGAAGACAGACAAUCAUAUUAAUGGAGAAUAUUUCGCUACCAUCAUCAAGGAAGUAGGUACUGACCUGGAGGAUGCCAAAUACCAGCACGCAGAGCCCCGGCUCUCCAUUUAUGGCCGCAGCCCAGACGAAUGGACCAAGCUCUCCUCCUGGUUUGUCAGCAACCGCAUCCACUGUCCCAACAUGACCUGGAUGAUUCAGGUUCCCAGGAUCUAUGAUGUGUUCCGGUCUAAGAAUUUCCUUCCAAACUUUGGGAAGAUGCUGGAAAAUAUCUUCCUGCCUGUGUUUGAGGCAACUGUCAACCCUCAGGCUCACCCAGAUCUCAGCAUCUUUCUCAAGCGUAUCACAGGCUUCGACAGUGUUGAUGAUGAGUCCAAACACAGUGGCCACAUGUUCUCUUCUAAAAGUCCUAAACCCCAGGACUGGACAAUGGAAAGUAACCCAUCCUACACAUACUAUGCCUACUACAUGUAUGCGAACCUCAUGGUGCUCAACAACUUGAGGAAGGCCAGAGGGAUGAACACGUUUCUGUUUCGGCCUCACUGUGGGGAGGCGGGGGCUCUCACACACCUCAUGACAGCAUUCAUGACAGCAGAUAACAUCUCUCAUGGCCUAAACUUAAAAAAGAGUCCUGUGCUGGAAUAUCUGUUUUUCCUGGCCCAGAUCCCCAUCGCUAUGUCUCCACUAAGUAACAACAGCCUUUUUCUAGAGUACGCCAAUAACCCUUUUCUGGACUUCCUCCAGAAAGGGCUGAGGGUCUCACUCUCUACAGACGACCCCAUGCAGUUCCACUUCACCAAGGAACCCUUGAUGGAAGAAUAUGCUAUUGCUGCCCAGGUCUUCAAACUGAGCACUUGUGACAUGUGUGAAGUGGCGAGAAAUAGUGUCCUGCAGUGUGGCAUGUCCCACGUGGAGAAAGCUAAGUUUCUCGGAGACAAUUACCUUGAGGAAGGCCCUCAUGGAAAUGACAUCCGGAAAACCAACGUGGCCCAGAUCCGAAUGGCCUAUCGCUUUGAAACCUGGUGUUAUGAACUCAACCUAAUUGCAGAGGGUCUAAAGGCAACAGAUUAAAAUCAAUAUAGCAACUCUUCUGUUCAGAUCAUCAUUUCUCUUGUAGAAGCUCUUAGGUUUGGUGUGGAAGUUGCCUACUCCUUCUCUAGAAAAAUAAGAAACAAGCCUUGAAAAGUAAUUUAUAACUGGGAAGAAAAGUUCUUUCUUAAUUCUGUUUUCUAUUCAUUGACAAGGAAACAUGCUCAAGGAUACCCCACCCAUCCCUGUAGCAUACUGGAAAAGUCAUCUUUUUGACAGGUUGUCAGGGCUGGUCUCACAGACAGGUUGUGUAGUGCAAUGUGGGUGUGUCCUUACUUUAAGAAAAUCCAGUGAGCAAAAAUCUGAACUUACAAAAGAAAUAUUUGUAAUUAUUAUAAAAAGUAAUUAGGGGGGCAGCUAGGUGGCGCAGUGGAUCAAGCACCAGCCCUGGAUUCAGGAGGGCUUGAGUUCAAAUAUGACUUCAGACACUUGACACUUACUAGCUGUAUGACCCUGAGCAAGUCACUUAACCCUCAUUGCCCUGUUUAAAAAAAAAGUAAUUAGGGUGUCCAUUUACUUCACAAAGGGUAAAAUUUUAUUGUUGGGUUUUUUUAAGUCACCACAGGUUCUCUUUCAGUAGUGACAGUGACCUCUAUAUUGAUACACCAAAAAUUAUUUAGUUAACAAAAUUAAGGCUACAGGAAACUUUUAGAAACUAGGGGAAGCACUUUUGUUUACUAUUUCCGUAACUACCUUUGCACACAUACAAGUGUGUUGCCCUCUACUGGUCAGAUGGAUACUUUUGUCUGAGUACAAUUGUCAGAAAAACAGACCAAACCCAAGAUGAGCAGAGGCUAAAGAAUUUUUUUUUCUUUCCUAAGCAAUUUUUCAUUUGUUUUGCUUCUGCAAUUUUGUGAUUCUAUGGAAAGACUACUAAUCGAUCUUAAAUUCUAUUGAACUUGCUACAAACAUCCUUCCAGUCUUUGCUAAUUUGUGUUAAAAAGGGGGCGGCUAGGUGGCUCAGUGGAUAAAGUACCGGCCCUGGAUUCAGGAGUUCCUGAGUUCAAAUCCAGCCUCAGACACUUACUGGCUGUGUGACCCUGGGCAAGUCACUUAACCCCCAUUGCCCUGCAAAAAACAAAACAAAACAACAGGUUUGGAUAGUGUAUGAUCCUAUUGUCCUAGCCUUAUUCUGGUUUUUUCUUUUCUUUCCCCUUCUUCCUUUUCUUUUCUUCUGAGCCUCGGUCUCCCUAUCUUAUCCUGGUUGGAAAUACAAUGGCCACUCAUAGAUUGGACUGUACCACUGAAAAGCCCAGCAGUUUCGACCUGCUCCAUUUCCCACUGGGGCUGGUUUGCCUCAAUUUAGGCAGCCUGGUGGCUGACACAUCAAUAUGGUACUCGGUACAGAUACCUGAUUGACUUUAGCCUGCUGCCAUCCUGGAACUCUGGGGUGCCAUCAAUCUACCAAUCAAAGCCUCUCUUUGGAAGAGGGAUUACAAGCAAAUGGUACCACACCCAGCUACUUUUUUUCCCCUUAACAUUAUUUCACAGAUAUACUUCCAUGUAUUAGCAUAGCCCACAUCCUUGUAUUUUCCAUGGCUAUGUGGUUCUUCAUUUUGUUAAUAUACUCAGCUGGUUAUUUGGUUAGAUUCCAGUUUUUUUUUUGAUUCAGGUAUAAUCAUUUUGUACAACCUGCUACCCUUUUUGGAAUGAGAAAAAAAGACAAGCAGUGUGGUGUUUAAGGCACUGGCCUUAGACUCAGGAAGACCUAUGUUCAGAUCCUGCCUCUGAUAUACAAUUGCUGUAUUUCCACGGACAAGUCACUUUUUACUGUCAAAUUGUAAGUUAAAGGUGAAUUGAAAGUUUGUAUGGUGUGGGCACGGUUCACAUUGCAUGAUGCCCAUACCUAUGAAAAUCACAGAUCCAGAUGAACCAUUAUACACACACACACACACACACACACACACACACACACACACACACACACACACACCUUCCUCCUGACAUUUAAAUGUCUGUGUGGUUCUUGAUAAAUCACUUUCCUUCAUUAUGCCUUACAAAAUACCAGAGACUGGCAAUCCCAUACACUUUCCCAAAGUGGAAUUCUCAUGUCAAAGGGGCACGUAAAUAUAUUUUAAAAAAUCAAUUUCAUGUUAGUAAAUGA
Molecule: messenger RNA, 4467 nt
Organism: Dromiciops gliroides (monito del monte)
Lineage: Eukaryota; Metazoa; Chordata; Mammalia; Microbiotheria; Microbiotheriidae
Gene: AMPD1
Product: adenosine monophosphate deaminase 1
Exons: 16
Coding region: 102-2345 (747 amino acids)
Biological process (GO): IMP salvage; AMP metabolic process
Cellular component (GO): cytosol
Molecular function (GO): AMP deaminase activity
Source: RefSeq, a predicted model, not a curated record